Molecule: messenger RNA, 1450 nt
Organism: Drosophila takahashii
Lineage: Eukaryota; Metazoa; Arthropoda; Insecta; Diptera; Drosophilidae
Gene: Dph2
Product: Diphthamide biosynthesis 2
Biological process (GO): protein histidyl modification to diphthamide
Molecular function (GO): 2-(3-amino-3-carboxypropyl)histidine synthase activity
Source: RefSeq, a predicted model, not a curated record
AUGAGCUCAUCCGAAACAUCUGCAUCGGCCUUCUCCAGCUCGGAGAGCGCCGCCCUGGAGCGCCAGACGGAAACGGAGCAACCGGUGAGCUUGGAACAGAUCUGGAACGAAAGCCACCGAAGGAGGAGCACUGAAUGGAUUACCCAAAAUGGUUACAAAAGGGUUUGCCUGCAAUUCCCCGACGACUAUCUGCCCCACAGCAAUGCUAUUAGCGUGGCUUUGAAGGAGCUACUGGCGGCGGAGGAGGUAAAGAUCUUCAUCCUGGCGGACACCACCUACGGCAGCUGCUGCGUGGACGAGAUUGCGGCUGCCCAUGUGGAUGCCGAUAGUGUGAUUCACUUUGGGAAUGCCUGUCGCAGCAGGGCAACCCGCUUGCCGGUGCUCUAUCUCUACCCGGAGAUGCCCUUGGAUGUGGCUCUUCUCCUGGUUAAACUGCAAGAUUUGCGGGCGGAGAGCCAGGAAAGGCAGUUAUGCGUCUACCUGGACAUUGGCUACCAGCAUAUUUACAAUGAGCAGCUUAAAAACCAACUCAAAGAGGCCCUGGAACCCAAGGAUUUGCUCCUGGAGCUCUUUCCCCCCACCGAAGCGGAUUUAAAGGACUCAAAGGCCUCCCAGGAGCCCGAGAGCCUUGAGCGCAUUUGCAUUUUCAUAGGCUCGGACAACCAGCGCUUCGCCAAUCUCUCCCUGACCGCCGCAGCUGCCAUUCAGUGGCACAUUUACGAUGGUUCUAGUGGCAACCUGAGCUCCAAGAAUCCCCUCACAGCUCAGUUCAUCCGGCGUCGCUACUUCCACAUUGAAAAGUGCAAGGAUGCGCAAACUCUAGGCCUCAUUGUGGCCACUCUCUCGGCCGAGGGCUACCUGGAUGUGGUGGCGCGACUGCAAACGAUGGCCAAGGGCAGAGGCAUCAAGACGCAGCUCAUUUCCGUGGGCCGCAUAAAUCCCGCCAAGCUGGCCAACUUCCUGGAGAUCGACUGCUUUGUGCUGAUCGGCUGCCCGUUCAACAACAUGUACGACUCCAAGGAGUACUACAAGCCCAUUGUUUCCGUCUUCGAGGCUGAGAUGGCCCUGAAUCCCGCCUGGCACAUGCGGUAUCCGGAGGCGUAUGUCACGGACUUCAAGCAACUGCUGCCGGAGGGACGCAGCUUUCUGCCCUUCGAGGCGGCUGAUAUACCAGAGCACGAUAUCAGCUUGGUUAGCGGACGGCUGAGGGGAGCGGUGAAUGAUUCCCUGGAAACGGCAGGAGAUCCCGCUUCGCUAGCCUUGGCCACGCAGGCCAAAAUGUCGCUGAUGACCACGGACACGGGUCUCUCCUUCGAGGACCGCACCUGGCAGGGAUUGGAUCCCGCUUUGGGUCAAACGGAGCCCGCCCAGCUGCAGCAGGGACUCAGCGGCAUUCCCAUCAACUACACACAUCAAUAAAAUAGCGGCAGAGCAACUUAUUUAACUUUUA